This is a messenger RNA of Amphiprion ocellaris (clown anemonefish), 16617 nucleotides long. RefSeq names its product rp1 like 1b (gene rp1l1b). Bases 362 to 14335 code for a protein of 4657 amino acids. The transcript is spliced from 5 exons. The record is from RefSeq and is a predicted model, not a curated record. NCBI's taxonomy places the organism in Eukaryota, Metazoa, Chordata, Actinopteri, Pomacentridae. Gene Ontology annotation, cellular component: axoneme. Gene Ontology annotation, biological process: retina development in camera-type eye; intracellular signal transduction; photoreceptor cell development.
AAAGCCUCACCAGAUUUCAGUCCAAUCUCAGAGUGAUUAGCGAGGCUUUUCUUGCUAUCCUUAGCGUCCAUGCAUGUGAUUAGCAGGUAGGCCGCUGCUGCUGGAGGCUCAGGAGGUUUCUCUGCAGCUGCUCUCUGUGAGUUUACAGCUCCGAGCGUUGGGAAUAUUUUAUGUAGUUUUUGAAACUGUCUGGAUCAUGAUUGUGGAUCAGGAGAAGCCGCCUGAGGAUGUAUUUUCGUCAGUGACAAUCGCUGAGUGUGCGGUUGGUGGGAAUCAUGCUCUCUGCAGGACCUUCUUCUAGGCAGCUCAGGAGAAUCCAGGUGUCUGUCUGAAGCUCACCUGAGACUGCAGCUUCGCCAACAUGUCUACCCCUGGACGCAGCUUCCAGUGCUUCAGCGCCGUCGGAGGCGACUCCCACCGGUCCUCCGCCCCCUACAAGCACCAGUCCCCCCGGCUGCCCAGGAUCCCUCAGCAUGGGCUGGUGGCCCACCAUGAACCAGAGUGCUACGUGUGCUCUGAGUGCAGACAGGCAGCAGACUCUCAGUACUACCACACAGCCUACCACCACCACAACCACCACCAGCCCCACCGCUGCAACCUCGGGGGGCCCAGCCGGCCAGAGGACCCCCCUCUGGACCACCACAGGUACAACAAGAGGGUGGUGCUGGUGAAGAACAGCGACCCCUCUUUCAGGAAGACCAUCGUGCUGCACCACAGGAGUCUACGCAGCUUUGGGCUGUUUUUAGAGGAGGUCUCUGAGCUGAUGCAGUACCACAUCAGGAAGCUGUACACCGUGGAGGGCCGCAAGGUGGACAGCGUUCAGAGCCUCCUGCACUGUCCCAGUGUUCUGGUCUGUGUCGGACGGGAACCUUCUCAUCCUUCCAUCACAGAAAACUUUAGGAAAACAUCUGACAUCAAACUUCCAAAGCUGAAGUCUCGUUCCUCAGGCUACACUGAAGGACACGAAGGACUCACUGCAAAGAAAACUCAUCCAAACCUGCAGUCUGACAGCAGAGGAACCCGACAGUCGGUGUCUUCUGAAAAAUCAGCCCUGGACGGAACCGAGUCUCCAGAUAAUGUGGACUCCUGCCCCCCCACCGGCGAUGGGAUGAGAGAAGACAACAUCGAGAAGCGUGUUCGUGUUAAUAAAGAUGGCAGUUUGUCCAUGCAGAUGAAAGUGUGCUUCAGACUGGAGAACGAUGAAACUCUGCACUGGUCGACUGAGGUGAGAAAGAGCGCAGGAAGAAGCUGCCAGCUGCUCCACAGUCACACCUGCUCUGCACAGGUGAGCGACCGGAGCUGUUCCGAGUCUGACAACAUGUCUGCCGCUGAGCAGGACGAGGCGUUGGUCUGUCAGCGACACCACAGAGCUGCCGGGGAGCCUCACUGUCCUCGCUGCUGCAGCCGCUGCCAGGACUACGACGUCUGGAAGAGCGUCCCCGGGACUCACGGAGCGAGUCGCUGCAUCCAGACCUCCAGCUCCAGCGCCUCCUCACACACCCUGGUCUCCAGGAAGACGGUGGUGGAGAGGCAGACUGUGUGUGGAUCCACCGAGGGGCUGACAGAACAGCUGGUGGAGACAGAAAUGGCUGAGACUGUGGAGUACUGCACCAUCAGGAGUCAGACCUGCUCGCCUCAGUCCAAAGAUAACAUCAAUGUGGACGCUGCUCAGACAUCAGAACCAGCAGAAUCUGGCAGUCGAGCUUCAGAUGAUGAGCAGAAUGAUGAGGACGAAGAUGUUCCACAAACAUCUACUCAGAACAUUGAACCAGAAGACGCUGCUUUAGAGGUAAAUACUGGAUCUCCUGAGCAGCUUUCAUCCUCCAGCCCUGCAGAAAGAGCUUCCAAUGCUUCAGGACACUCUGGCAAAUCAAGAAGAUCCAAAGCUUCACACACUUGUCGCUGUGCAGCAGCUGAGGGAGAAACAAAGGGCCGAGCUGAAGAAGAAGGUGAGAUGCAAAGCGAUCAAUCAAGUGCCAUGUCUGUCAAAUCAAACGCCUCCUGCAGCUCAAACACACAGGCCAAAGACGAAGAGGAGGAAAGUGCCAUGUCAGUUCAUUCAGAUGCCUCCACAGAAUCCACGUCUGAAGCUUUAGACGCUGAAGAAACAGAAGAAAGACCACGAAGCAGCACGUCUGUGAAGUCCUCUAAAUCUGUAAAAUCAGAGAUGGCGGAAAGAGCGUUAAGUUCACUGUCCUCUAAAUCUAAAACCUCAGGAGCUUCUCCUCUCCAAGAUGAGAAACCAGCUGAGGAAGCAGAGCAGAGGACACCCAGUGCCAUGUCAGAAACAUCCAACACCUGUGAAGCAAACUCCACUGAGGAAACUCAAACUGAACCCAGAGCACAAAGCACAACAUCAGAGAAGUCAAACGUUUCCUCAAAGUCUAAAAAGUCAAGAACAUCUGAAGCUUCACCUGAAGAAAGCCCACCUUCUCCUGCUGUCGAGUCGGCCGAGUUAACGGAGGAGAAUCAGGAGGGUGAGAGAACACAGAGUGCAUUGUCAGCUAAAUCUGCUAAAACAAAUGUUUCUACAGCAUCUGGAAAAUCAAAAGGCUGUGAAGAGACGAUUGAGGACAACGCUGAAGACUUAGAAGAUGCUGCAUCUAACGGUUCUGGAGAAUCAAAGAGGUCAGAUCCUCCUGCUGGAGAAACUGUUGACAUCUCUGUAAACUCUGAAGAGGAAGCUGAAGUCAGACCACGAAGCACGUCGGUCAAAUCAGCAAAGUCAAACACUUCUGCAAAAUCUACCAAAUCUAAAUUAUCUGAUGCUCCUGAGGAUGGGAAUGAUGCAGAGCAAAGUGAGGAAAGAGCCUCUAGUGUCACGUCAGAGAAAUCAGUGGAAUCUAAAUCAUCUGCAGCGUCUAGGAAGUCCCGUCAGUCCACAGGAGGGCCUAAAGAAGGGCCUGCAGAGAGAGUGCUGAGUGCCAUGUCGGCUAAAUCUGCUAAAACAAAUGUCUCGGCAGCGAGUAGAACGUCACCAGAUUCUCCCAGACAUGACGAGGACGUCGAAGGAGACGAUGAGCACAGAUCCAUCAAGUCAAACGCUUCAGCACGAUCAGACUGUGAGGAGAAGAGAGGAGCCAGCGCUCUGUCGGUGAAAUCAGCUCGCUCUGAUAAAUCUACCAGGUCCAACCUGUCGAAAUCCAGCCGGGUUUCAGCUGCAGGAGACGCUGAAGAACGAGCUCCAAGCAACAUGUCAGCUGCAUCUGUGAAAUCCUCAAAGUCAAACACUUCCAGAGCAUCUGUGAGAUCCAGAGGUUCUGCGGGUCCUUCUGAGAGCUGUGCUGAAGCUUCUGAGGAGGUUCUUAAUGAAGGGGAGACUGAAGGGAGACCAGCGAGCUCAGUCUCUGUGAAGUCAGGUGUUUCUGCAAAAUCAAACAAGUCCAAACGUUCUGAAGAAGGUUCUGAGAUCCUGAAUGAGGGAAAUGAUGGAAAGGAAACUGAAGACAGAGCUCAGAGCAGCCAGUCAGUUAAAUCAUCGCAGUCACAUGUUUCUGGAAGAUCUGCAGAGAGAGCAGCGAGCGCUCUGUCAGUUAAAUCAGAAAAAUCAGCCAAAUCACAUGUUUCUGAAGUUCAGUCUGACUUUCCAGAUGGCGGAGAAGAAAAUGAAGAGAGAGCACAGAGCAGCUUGUCAAUCAGAUCCGUUCAGUCUCAUGUUUCAGAAACAUCCAUAAAGUCUGCAGCGAGCGCUCUGUCUGCUAAAUCAGAAAAAUCAGCUAAAUCACACGUUUCUGCAAAAACUAAUGUUUCUGAAGUUCAGUCUGACCUUCCAAAUGGAGAUGAAACUGAAGACAGAGCACAGAGUGCAACGUCAGUUAGAACUGCAAAGUCAACAGUUUCUGCUAAAUCUACCAAGUCAAAAGGAGAAGAACUUACGUCUGAUCACGAAGAACCUGAAGACAGAGCACCAAGUGGUUUGUCAGUCAGAUCAGCAAAGUCCAAUGUUUCUAAAUCAUCUAAAAGAUCAGCAGUUCCUGAGGUUUGCCUGGAAGACGGAGUAGAAAAUCCUGAGGAAAGAAUAGUUGAAGGGGAGAGCGAAGGAAGAGCAAAGAGUUCAGCAUCUGUCCUGUCAGUUAAAUCUCAUGUUUCUGCAAAAUCAAAUAAAUCUAGAAGUUCUGACCCAGAGCAAAAUGAAGAACGAGCAGUGAGCAGCAUGUCUGCUAAAUCAGCCAAAUCAGCUAAAUCAACUAGAUCACAUGUUUCUGAAGUUCAAGCUGAUGGAGCUGCACAUAUUCCUGAUGGAGGAGAAGGUGCAGAAGAAACUCCAGAACGAGCACCAAGCGCUCUGUCUGCUAAAUCAGAAAAAUCAGCUAGAUCAGCCAAAUCACAUGUUUCUGAAGUUCAGUCUGACCUUCCUGAUGGAGAAGUAGAAACUGAAGACAGACCACAGAGCAGCUUGUCAGUCAGAUCAGUUCAGUCUCUUGUUUCAGAAACAUCCAUAAAGUCCAGAGACAGAGCACCAAGUGGUUUGUCAGUCAGAUCAGAGAAAUCAAAUGUUUCUAAAUCAUCUAAAAGAUCAGCAGUUCCUGAGGUUUGCUUUGAAGAUGGAGUAGAAAAUCCUGAGGAAAGAAUAGUUGCAGGGGAGAGUGAAGGAAGAGCAAAGAGUUCAGCAUCUGUCCUGUCAGUUAAAUCUCAUGUUUCUGCAAAAUCAAAUAAAUCUAGAAGUUCUGACCCAGAGCAAAAGGAAGAACGAGCAGUGAGCAGCAUGUCUGCUAAAUCAGCCAAAUCACAUGUUUCUGCAAAGACUAAUGUUUCUGAAGUUAAGUCUGACCUUCCUGAUGGAGGAGUAGAAACUGAAGACAGACCACAGAGCAGUUUGUCAGUCAGAUCAGUUCAGUCUCUUGUUUCAGAAACAUCCAUAAAGUCCAGAGACAGAGCAGCAAGUGGUUUGUCAGUCAGAUCAGAGAAAUCAAAUGUUUCUAAAUCAUCUAAAAGAUCAGCAGUUCCUGAGGUUUGCCUGGAAGAUGGAGUAGAAAAUCCUGAGGAAAGAAUAGUUGCAGGGGAGAGUGAAGGAAGACCAAAGAGUUCAGCAUGUGUCCUGUCAGUUAAAUCUCAUGUUUCUGCAAAAUCAAAUACAUCUAAAAGUUCUGCUGCUGUUCCGGCCGAAGAAAAUGACACACAGCAAAAUGAAGAACGAGCAGCGAGCAGCAUGUCUGCUAAAUCAGCUAAAUCAACUAAAUCCCACGUUUCUGCAAAGACUAAUGCUUCUGAAGUUCAGGCUGAUGGAGCUGCAGAUAUUCCUGAAGGAGAAGGUGCAGAAGAAACUCCAGAAAGAGCACCAAGCGCUCUGUCUGCUAAAUCAGCUAAAUCAACUAAAUCAGCUAAAUCAGAAAAAUCAGCCAAAUGGCAUGUUUCUGAAGUUCAGUCUGACCUUCCAAAUGGAGAGGAAACUGAAGACAGAGCACAGAGUGCAACGUCAAUUAGAACUGCAAAGUCAACAGUUUCUGCUAAAUCUACCAAGUCAAAAGGAGAAGAACUUACGUCUGAUCACGAAGAGCCUGAAGACAGAGCACCAAGUGGUUUGUCAGUCAGAUCAGCAAAGUCCAAUGUUUCUAAAUCAUCUAAAAGAUCAGCAGUUCCUGAGGUUUGCCUGGAAGACGGAGUAGAAAAUCCUGAGGAAAGAAUAGUUGAAGGGGAGAGCGAAGGAAGAGCAAAGAGUUCAGCAUCUGUCCUGUCAGUUAAAUCUCAUGUUUCUGCAAAAUCAAAUAAAUCUAGAAGUUCUGACCCAGAGCAAAAUGAAGAACGAGCAGUGAGCAGCAUGUCUGCUAAAUCAGCCAAAUCAGCUAAAUCAACUAGAUCACAUGUUUCUGAAGUUCAAGCUGAUGGAGCUGCACAUAUUCCUGAUGGAGGAGAAGGUGCAGAAGAAACUCCAGAACGAGCACCAAGCGCUCUGUCUGCUAAAUCAGAAAAAUCAGCUAGAUCAGCCAAAUCACAUGUUUCUGAAGUUCAGUCUGACCUUCCUGAUGGAGAAGUAGAAACUGAAGACAGACCUGUCAGUAACCUGUCAGGCAGAUCAGGAAAAUCGGCGAUGACAAAUGUUUCAGCAGCAUCAAAGAAAUCGAAAUCCACAGUCGCUUCUUGUGACCUCAGUGUUGAAAAUGCAAAUGAAGAGGAUAAAAAUGAAAGCAGGUCAGUAAGUUCAAUGUCCGUCUCCUCAGUCAGGUCAGAUGUUUCUGCAGCAUCGAGCAGGUCCAAAUGUUCCACUGAUGUUCCAGAUGGAGAAAACAUCACCAGACCAAAGUCACACGUUUCUACACCGUCCAUAAGAUCAAAUGUUUCUGGAGUUCCUCCUGAUUUGGACAGACAUGAAGAGGAAGAAACUCAGGACAGAGCACAGAGUGUGAUGUCUGCAAAAUCCUCUGUUUCUGCAAAGUCUAGAAGGUCCACGGUGUCGGCUGCUGCAGAACAAGAAGGAGCUCCUGAUUCUGAGAGAGCUGCAACGAUGUCAGUCAAAUCUGCAAAAUCAGCAAAGUCAGAUGUUUUCAAGAAGUCCAAAGUUUCCUUCCUCCCCUCUGAACACAGCACUGAACUGGCCGACCCAGAGAAUGACAGCAGAGCGAGUUCACUGUCAACACAAACCAACAGGUCAAACAUUUCUGCCAGAUCCAAGAAGUCUGACCUGUCAGCUGCACGAAGCUCCGAGAGUCCUGAAGAAGAAAAGGAGCCGACUGAGGAAAGAGCUGUGAGCUGCACAUUCGUCCGGUCAGCUCAGUCUCAUGUUUCUGACAAAUCCGUCAAGUCACAAACCUCUGCUGUUGCUGCUGAAGAUGCUCUGUCGGCUAAAUCAGGAAAAUCUAAUGCUUCUGUGAAAAUUAGUGAGAGAGCUCAGAGUGCAGCAUCUGUCCAGUCAAGUCGGUCCAAAGCAUCAGAUGUUCCAGCUGAAGAAGUUACAGAGAAUAAUGAAGCUGUAGAGCGAGUGCCGAGUGCACUGUCAGGGAUUUCAAAAGCUUCUGGUGGAAAUCCUGAAGAAGAAACCGAGGAAAGGCCACCAAGCAACAUGUUGGCCAAAUCAGAUAUUUCUGCAUCAUCGAGGAGCACGAAGACACACGACGCUCCUUCAGAAGACAACGAUGCAAACGAAGAACUAACUGUUCAAAGACCAGCAAGUGCUACUUCAGCCAGAUCCGCCAAAACUGCACAGUCAAAUAUUUCUGCCAAAUCUAGCAAGUCAGAAGCCUCUAAUGCACCCGGUGAAGACAAUCCACCCAGUCACAGCUCUGUUAAAUCUGCAAAAUCAAACAAGUCAAACACUACGGCGGUUUCUGCUGAAAACGGUGCCAAUGCUGCUGAUGGAGACAUAGAAGAAGAUGCUGAGGAGAGAGCGGCGAGCUCCACGUCUGCCAAAUCACAUGUGACAUCAGUGUCUGCAAAAUCCAAAGCUUCUCACAGAUCAGCUGAGGGUCCAACAGAGAGAACAUCCAGCGCUCUGUCAGGGAAGUCCACCACCUCUGCAAGAACUCUGAAGUCCAACGUGUCUGGAAGAACUCCAGCUGAGAGGACAGAACUGGAUGAAGAGGAUAGAGCAAACCGCGCCAUGUCCACCAAAUCAGCAAAAUCAAACAAAUUAACUCCUGAGGAAACAUCUGAGAGAGCACCGAGUGGCUCUUCUGCAAGGUCAAAUAAGUCAGCGAGACCAAAAACAUCAGAAGUCUCCGAUGUUCCUGAAAGAGAAGAGAGAACUUUAAGUCCGGUGUCUGCCAAAUCAAACCGAUCUCACAGGUCUGAAGUUCCUGAUGUAAUUGUGGAGGAGAGUGAAGACAGAACACCAACAGCCACGUCCUCAAAGUCCAAGGCUUCAAAAAGGUCCUCUGAGGUUAAAGAGAAGAAGAGUUCUUUAUCUGCGAGCUCACAUCUGUCCAUUAAAACCAAGAACUCCAAAGUAACAGAUGAAGACGUGGAAACCAAAGAGGAGGAGGCUGAGGUCUGUUCUGAGGAGAGAGCUGGUGUUUCUUCAGUGAAUGCAGGUGAAGAUGAGAACAGCUGUCACUCUCAGAUAGAUGCCAAAGACACAGCUGCUGAGGUUACCGAGAAGCCAAAGUCUGUACAAACAUCUCAGAGCGAAAAGCAGCCGAAACAAAAUGAGCAUCCUGUCACCUCUCACACAGAGUCAGACGAAACCGAUCUGUCUCAAACUCUGUCCAGUUCUGACCUCAAAGAGAUGCCUGGAGAGUCCAAGCCCAGCGUGGACGAACAGAAGAUGACAAAUGGAGAUGCUGAAGAAACCAUCACUGAAAAUACCAAAGAUAACUUUGGUCUAGUCCCGUCCAGUCUGCCCAACGCUUCCCCUACAGAGGUGGUGAAUCAGUGGCUGAAGACGAUACCAGAGGACGGAAACAUGUACGAUGUGGAGGAGCUUAAUGAAAGCUUUGAGGGUCAGAAAACUGUCCUGACUUCAGAGGACGGCAACAGAGUGGAGACGAAAGAAAACAACGAAGAAUCUGCAGCUGAGAAUUCAAAGGACACAAAUGAAGGAAGUGUGACGAACAGCGUCCCGAAUGACGACGGCCCAACAAACACUGAGGCUCUUAAUGAAGAAAACUCUAACCAGAGAGACUCCAAGAUCUUCAGCUCCUCCAUACAAGUGAUGAAAGUGCUUCUGAACCCAAAGCUGGACAGGUGUAACAGUUUACCUGAGAUUUCUCCGGUGUACGGACGUAAGCUGAGCACGUCAGCCAGAGGGCUGCUGGACUGUCUGGUGAAGCUGCAGCUCAUCGACCGUGACCCUAAAAACACCACUGAGAAGGACGAAAGGUACCAGGAGCUGAUGGGCAUCCUUCAGUCUCUGUGGCUGUGUGAUCCUCCAGAACACCAACAUGUGUCCAAGAACGAAGAUGUGGACGAUGACUUUAACCACACGUCGUCCUCCGGCGUCGACGUCAACAGUGGCUCAACGGGCUCUGGGAACAGCAGCGACGGAGUGAAGGGUGGAGAAGCAUCUCAGCCUGGUGCAGAUGGAAGCCAUCAAAACAUCUGUGAGGGUGAAGCUCAAUGGACUUCUGAGAGAGAAGCAGAAGGAAUCAAUAAAACUGAAGAAGAUCCAGCCACAGACGGUACAAGUCCAGACGAUGACAGUCCGAGACAGCUGCCUGAAACUCCUCUGUCCUCCAGCAGGAGCUCAGCAAACGACUGUGAAAGUGAAAGUCAGGAGGAACCUGAAAGUCUUCUGCUCAGCCAGAGAGCACAGAUUGCCAAAACACUUUCUCAGGACCCAGAUCCAGUCUGGGUUCUAACCUUACUGAAGAAAAUAGAAAAGCAGUUCAUGACGCAUUAUAUCAACGCCAUGAAGGAGUUCAAAGUGCGCUGGAACCUCGGAGACAACGAGCAGCUGGAAAAGAUGAUCAGUGAGCUCAGAGCUGAGGUUCACAGAAGAAUCCAGACCAGCAUAGACAGAGAGCUGAGGAAGAUGCAAGGUCGAGCAGGUCUGCCGAGACCUGCCAAAGAAGCCACGUCCAGAGCUUCAACCACACAGAGCAAAGAGCCCAGGAGGAGGCUGAAGAUCAUGGUCAAACAGUCCAUUGGUUCUAACACAGAGAAAAGUGAUGAUUCAGCCACAGGAACGUCCUACAGCGACCAGCGGAGUGAGAACGACGACGAGUUCUGUCCCUGUGAAACAUGUCUGAAGACCAACAUCACGUCACCUGCUGGUCCUGUGGUUACAGAUCUGAAGACCGAUGAGUGUUCAUGUCGCCCUGCAGAGGACCAGGAAACUGAAGCAGCAGAAAUGCUGGUAGAAGAGGUCAUCGAUAAAGCUUUAAAUGAAGUGCAGGGAGACAAGGAACACAGAAAACCUGAAGAUGUUUUUGCUGCAGAAGAUGAAGGCAGUGAAGCAGAAACCAUCAAAGAACUGACUGAAGGAACAGGAGAAGACUUCACUGUAGACAGUAACAAAGAAGAUGAGAAUGCAGAAACACGGAGCGAGAAAACCUCGCAGACUGAAGACGAACUUAAAACUACUGAGGAGAUUAAUACAUCUGUCACAGGCGAAGAACUGCCAAAAGAAGAAGAUGAAGAUGUUGUGGUCCCAAAUGAAGAAGCUACAGAACUGUCAGCUUCUAGAACCACACGUGAAGCAGCAAAUGGCUGGUUGAAGGUGAAGAAGAGACUGUUGUCCUCGAAGCAGGAGGUGGAGGACGGGGAAAUGUUGAAGGAACCAGCUGAAGACGCCAUGACUGAAGCAGAGUCCAAAGAAGCUGCUGAAGCCACCAGACCUGAAGAUGUAGCAGCUGAAGAUCAGUCUGAAAAAGAGGACACUGCAGAAGAUGAAACUGCUUUGGACAAUGAGAUCUCCGUCACAAGAGAAGAAGAGUUAAAAGAUGAAACUGCUGAAGAUGAAGAUGUAGCAGCUGAAGAUCAGUCUGACAGAGAUGAGGCUGCAGCAGCAGAAAGUGAAGAUGAAACUGCUGUAGAGAGAGAAGAGUCAAAAGAUGAAACUGCUGAAGAUGAAGAUGUAGCAGCAGAGGAGGAGGCUACAGCUGAAGAGGCUGUAGCAGAAGAGAUGGUUGAUGCAGAAGAAGCUAAUUGUGCUAACGGGACGGAUGAAGGUGCUGCAGGCCCAGAUGAAGAUUCAGUAAAAGAACCAGCUGAAGAUGAACUGGUUUUAGAAAAGGAGACUGUUGCUGUUAGAAGUGAAGAUGAACUGAAGGAGGAAGCUGAAGAAGAAGCAGCAGCAGAGACCAUCUCUGGUGAACAUGAAUCUGAGAGAGAGGAGGCAUGGACUGGUGUUGCCAGUGAAGAUAAUUCUGCAGAAGAUUUAGAUGAAACUGCAGACGAGAGUGAAGCCACACCGACUGAAGAUGAACUGGAGGUAGAGAAAGAAGCUGCUGUUAUGAGUGAGGAUGACCUUAAAGAAGGUGCAUCUGAAGCAGCCACAGCUGAAGAUGAACUGAUGGUAGAACAGGAGGCUGCUGCUGAUGAACUUAAAGAGGAAGAUGAAAAUGCAGAAGAAUCUGCGAUGGCAGCCACAAGUGAAGCUAAAUCUGAUGAAGAGGAGGCUGUGGAAGCAGCAGCAGCUACUGAUGAGGAGAAGUCUCCUGCAGAAGAAUCAUCAGAAGAACCAGACGAAGCAGCAACAACUGAAGAUGAGCUGGUUGUAGAAAAACAAGCUUCUGUCACAGAAGAUGAGUCCAAGGAUGAACCUGCAGCAGAAGAUGCUGCUUUGGAAGCUUCAGUUGAUCAUGAACCAGAUGAAGAUGAGGCUGUGGAAGCCUCUGAAGCAGCCACAGCUCAAGAUGAGUGUGAUGUUACACAAACUGAAGAUGAGCUGGUAGAAAAACAGGCUGCUGUCACGGGAGAAGACGAAUCAAAGGAUGAACCUGCAGCAGAAGAUGAGGAAGCUGCUGAGGGAGGAGAAGCUAAUUCUGUAGAAGAUGUAGACGUUACGACAGCUGGAAAAGAAACUGCAGAUGAGAGUGACGCUGCACCAACUGAAGAUGAGCUGGUGGUAGAAAAACAGGCUGCUGUUAUAAGUGAGGAUGAAGAUGAAGCUGUGGAGAACAUCACAGCAGACAAAGGUGAAGAGGAGGCUGAGGAGGCAGGCAGGGCUGAUGAAGAGGAGGCUGGGGCUGCCAGUCAAACCGAUUCUGCAGAUAAUUUAGAGGCCACCACAGCUGAAGAUGAACCUGCAGCAAAAGACGCUGUUUUGGCAGCUUCAACUGAUCAUGAGUCUGAGAAGGAUGAGGAAGCUGUGGAAACGGAGACGGCUGAUUCUGCAGAAGAUGCAACUCCAAACGAAGAAGAAACUGCAGAUGAGAGCGAUGCUGCAUCAACUGAAGAUGAACUGAUGGUAGAACAGGAGGCUGCUGCUGAUGAACUUAAAGAGGAAGAUGAAAAUGCAGAAGAAGCCACGAUGGCAGCCACAAGUGAAGAUGGAUCUGAUGAAGAUGAGGCUGUGGAAGCAGCAGCAGCUACUGAUGAAGAGAAGACUCCUGCAGAAGAAUCAUCAGAAGAACCAGAUGAAGCAGCAACAACUGAAGAUGAGCUGGUUGUAGAAAAACAAGUUGCUGUCACAGAAGAUGAGUCCAAGGAUGAACCUGCAGCAGAAGAUGCUGAAAAUAAGGAAGCAGGGAGCGCUGAUGACGAGGAGGCUGUGGAAGCAGGAGCAGCUACUGAUGAAGAGGAGGCUGCUGCCGGUGAGUCUGAUUCUGCAGAAGAUGUAGAUGCAACCACAGCUGGAGAUGAAACUGCAGACGAGAGCGACGCCACACCAACGGCUACCAGUGAGCAUGAAUCUGAAGAAGACGAGGCUGUUGACAACGCUGCCACGGAACAUGAAGAAGAAGCUGCAGAGAGUGAUGCUGCACCAACUGAAGAAGAUCUGGAGGUAGAAGAAGAAGCUGCUGGUACAGAGGGUGGUUCAGCUGAAGAUGCAGAAGAAACCACGAUGGUAGCCACGAGUGAACAUGAAUCUGAUGAAGAGUCUGUGGAAGCAGGAACUGCUGACAGUGAAGAUCAGGCUGCUUCCACUGUGGAGAAAGAUGUUCCUGCCAGCAGUGACAAUGAAGAUCACAGCGCUACAGAGGAGGCUUCAGCUACAACCAGACAUGAAUCUGACAGGGAUGCAGCUGGGGAAGCCUCCAGUGCAAAGGAUUCAGACGAGGAGGUCGCUGUCACUGCUGAAGAUGGUGGAGAAACAACCAGAGCCGAGGAGGAAAGUGCAUCUGAAGCAGCCACAGCUGAAGAUGCAGAAGAAACCACGAUGGUAGCCACAAGUGAACAUGAAUCUGACCAAGAAGAGGAAACAGGGACAGCUGAAGAUGCAGAAGAAACUGCUGCUGGCAGUGGAGAUGAUUCUGCUGAUGACGUGGAAGUGUCUUCAAAUGAUGAAAGUGCAGAAGAGUCUGAUAACACAGCUAACAGACUAUCAGAAGAAGCUUCUGAAGCAGCAGAGGAGGAAGAUGAUGACUCAGACACAAAUAAAACCACAGGACAGGAGGAAAGGUCUGAAGUUACAAAUGAUAAGGAGUCAGAACAUUCAGAAGCCAAACCUGACAACAUUGAGGAGACUGCAGGAGAAGAUGUAGCAGGAGAAGAUGAAACUGCAGGAGAAGAUGAAGCAGGAGAAGAUGAAACUGCAGGAGAAGAUGAAACUGCAGGAGAAGAUGAAACUGCAGGAGAUGAAGCUGCAGAAGGUGAAACUGCAGGAGAUGAAACUGCAGGAGAUGAAACUACAGGAGAAGAUGAAGCUGCAGAAGGUGAAACUGCAGGAGAAGAUGGAACUGCAGAAGAUGAAGCUGCAGGAGAAGAUGGAACUGCAGAAGGUGAAACUGCAGGAGAAGAUGGAACUGCAGAAGAUGAAGCUGCAGGAGAAGAUGGAACUGCAGAAGAUGAAGCUGCAGGAGAAGAUGGAACUGCAGAAGAUGAAGCUGCAGGAGAAGCUACAGAUGAAAAUGUGUCUGUAAGUGAAGCAGAACCAUGUGAACAAAUAGCAGAAAGCACUGUGGUUGAAGAUUUUAAAGAAGAAGAGGAUAAUAAAUCUCAGGUUGAGGAACCAGCAGACGGUGAAACUGCUGGAGAAGAAUCUGAAGAGGAGGAAUCUGCUGAGAAAGAAAGUGGAACCUGUGGGGAAGAAACAACCGGAGACGAGACUGAAGGACACGAAACAGCAGAAGAAGAAUCGGGAGGAGCUGAAAUGGACGAGAAUGAGAUCAGUGAAGGAACAUCUGCAGCAGACGAGGCUGAAGAAGAACAAAUACACUGUACAGAUACCAGAGAAGAUGAAUCUGGACGAGAUGCUGCCAGUGAAUCUGAGACAAAUCCUGAUGAAGCUGAAUGCACAGGAGAAGAAAGUGACGUUCCCCAGACCAACAAGGACACAGAAGAGCCUGAUGACAGGGUGGAGGAAAUAUCAGAAACCAUAGAAGAAGACAAAGAAAACAAACCAGAGGAAGGUGGAGAGAAUCCUGAGCAGACAGAAGAUGUCUCACAGUGUGUAGGCUGUGAAAACGAUGAAGACAACGAUGAACGCUCUGAGAAGCACGACGAGGAAACGGAAACACCCAACGACAACUGGAGCGAGAACGAUGGAGAAGAUGAAGCUGAAGAAGACUCAGAUGAACCUGAAGAAGAAGAAAGCGAAGACAUACGGAAACUUUUAGUUAGCAGCAAGCCCAACAGUCAGGAUGCGACCAUCAAAGCAGCUAAAGAACCAACGCUGAAGCUGCCGGAUCCUCCAAUCAAAGUCAGCGCAGAGUCCGAGGACGGAAUGUACGCUGACGGAGAAGACUCAGAGUCAGAGAUGAUGAACAGCGAGGAGGACGUCACGAGCAUCGAGUCCAAGAGUCUGAAGAAGAGCAGAUCGUACGCUAAAGGAGACUCUGUUAGAGCCAGGGAGAACUGAAGGAGGAACAUCAGGGAACAGAAGACUGAAGAUCACUGGAGUCGAUGUUCUGUUUAAUAACCUGAACCUUCAUCACCAGUCUGAUGCUUCCUGCUGCUGCUGCUCUGUAGAAAUUAACAGUAAGUUAGAAGAAGUUUGAGAGGUUUCUUCAUCUGGGUGGAGACGACCACGGCAGCUAAGAUUGUCUAACCCUAACCCUACUGUCCAGCUGGUUCUGAGGUUUCUGCUCUGAACAUAAAACUGUAAAAACAUUGAUUCCACAGAACUGUCACCAGCAGCCCGAUGUUCUUCUGAAUCCUGAUGUUGGAUCUUCUAGAAGAAGGAGAAAGGACUGAUGUGGGUCACAGCUCUGGAAAUAAUUCUGUUUUCUUUACAAAGUUGACAACAGUGAUAAUUUAGUUUGACUUUUAUCACUGAAUAGUUGCGGCAUCUUCUAAAAUGUCUUAAGAUCAUAAAUUCAAUAAAUUGUUUUAAAAUGAUGUAUUGAAACUGUAAAAAUGUUCACCCUAGAUGGAUGAAAACAUGCUUUGAGUCGCUGUUACUUAAAGUUAACAGAUGAUCUAAGAUGAUGAAGGACUACAGCAGAAGCUCACUAAGCUUGAAGAAGAACCCAGGGUCUUCAGGACUGAGGUUCUACUGAGAACCACAGACAGAUGCUGCUGCUGCUGACGGUGAAUUAUUUUAAAGCUGUUUUCUGUGUUUUUAGUGUCUGAAGCUGAGAUGAAACAGCUGCUGCUCCAAUAAGGAGGAAGAAUCUUGAAACUUGAAUGUACAUACAGCAUGUAGCGGGUUUGCACAGGUUUUAUUCACAGCUAAACUCUGUUUUUAAGCACUGUGAGUGAUUCAGUGCUUUUCAUGAUGCUGACGUUUCUCCUCACAGCGAUGAAGAACCGAGAUCCCUUCAGUCUGACUGGUGUUCUGCAGGUUAGACCAAGGUGCAGUGUUUAGUUAUCAGCUGAUUACAGUCCUUUAACCCUCGUGUCGUUCUGCGGGCCAAAUUGACCCGGUUUAAAGUUUGAAAAUGUGGAGAAAAAAAAAAUUUCCACAGUGAAACUUCUGAUGUCCACAUUUUCAACAUUUUUGGGAAAUCUUUGAACAUUUUUGGUGGAAAAAAAAAUGUUAAAAAUGUUUCUGAAGAACAUUCACAAAAAAAAAAUCAACCAAAAUCCAGCGAAUUUCACUGGAUUUUGGUUUAUUUUUAUGUGGAUGUUCUUAAAGAAAUUACUAGAAGUUUCACUGAUAUAUAUAUGGAAUCACUAGAUAUUUUUGGAAUUUUUUGGAAGAUUUUUACUGAUUUUUAAAAAAAUAUUUACAAUAAUUUUCUUGCCAAAUUUGAGGGAUUUAAAAAAAAAAAAAAACUUUGUUGAAAUGUUAAAAAAAAUGUUUCUUUAAGAACAUUCUGAAAAGAAAUCUACCAAAAUCCAGUGAAUUUCACUGGAUUUUGGUUGAUUUUUAUGUGAAUGUUCCAAAGAAAAUAUUAGAAGUUUUACUGAUAUAUAUGGAAUCACUUUAGAUAUUUUUAGGAUUUUUUUGGAAGAUUUUUACUAAUUUUUUGAAAACAUUUACAAUAGUUUUUUUUUUUUUUUUUUUAAAUUUCGUACCAAAUUUGGGGUUUAAGAAAAAACUUUUAAGGGAAACUUUUAAGGAAUUAUUGGAAUUUUCUUCCUGAAGGUUUUGCAAAUUUUCAGAAAUUUGUGGAAUUUUUUUUUUGCUGAAUUUUUGGAUUUUUUCCUGACAAGGAAACAAUAUUUUUUGGUGCCCAUAAAUGAAGACAGCAGGAGGGUUAAGGUCCUCCAUGAUGGUGGAGAACACCACUAGUCUGCAUCAUGAAGAGCACCAGUGUUAUAUUAAUGUUAUAUUUAUGUUACCCACUGAACUCCUGAGCCAGAAACCAGCACACGUUUAAUAGUUGGACGGAAUCUCGUCUCUGUUGCACUCACACUGUAGCUCUGCAGUGUUUCUCCUUUCUGCUGCUCCACGUUUAAAAUGUUUGAAUGUAUUUAAAGUUCUAUGUUUAAAUAAUUCAGAAUUGUAUGUUUUCCUAGUUACAGUUGCUCCCUGUUGUGCAGGUGCAGCUCAGGUGGUUAGGGUUGGAUGAUGGAGCUUCUCAUCACCUCCAUCAGGAAACUGCAUCACAGCUCACCUGGAUAAACAGGUAGUCAGGUUAAAGAUCUCCUGUUGUUCUGUAUUUAGACCAUCCGCUGUUUAUCUGCGUUACAGGGUUCAUCUCUGCUGAAUGUAUUGCACAUAUUGUCUCUGACAUUAAAUUGACUUCAAAGUCA